Messenger RNA from Cordyceps fumosorosea ARSEF 2679, 1665 nucleotides. Its product is annotated as 2-methylcitrate dehydratase. The transcript has 3 exons. Gene Ontology annotation, cellular component: mitochondrion. The coding region runs from base 1 to 1665 and encodes 554 amino acids. NCBI's taxonomy places the organism in Eukaryota, Fungi, Ascomycota, Sordariomycetes, Hypocreales, Cordycipitaceae. Gene Ontology annotation, molecular function: 2-methylcitrate dehydratase activity; 2 iron, 2 sulfur cluster binding. The record is from RefSeq and is a predicted model, not a curated record.
AUGUCCGCUGUCAACCGUAGCCUGCGUUCCGCCUCCAAGCAGCUGCGUCUCCAGCCUACUCGUGUCCUGCCCUGCGCCGCUGCCAUCCGCUCGGCCUCCGUCGGCGCCCUUCGCAUCACCGGCUCGCUUCCUGCCUCCCGCAACACCUUUUCCACUACUGCUGCCAGACUCUCCGGUGCUCCCAACAUGACUUCCGGUGCCAGAGAAUACGAUCCCGAAAUCAAGGACAUUGCCGACUUUGUCGCCAACAAGCCCAUUGACUCUGAGCUUGCUUUCGACACUGCGCGAUGGAUCCUCCUCGACACCCUCGGCUGCGGUCUUGAGGGCCUCCGCUUCAAGGAGUGCACCAAGCUCCUCGGCCCCAUUGUCCCCGGCACCGUCGUUCCCAACGGCACCAAGGUCCCCGGCACUCCCUUUGUCCUCGAUCCUGUUAACGGCGCCUUCAACAUUGGUGCCAUGAUCCGCUGGCUCGACUUCAACGACUGCUGGCUGGCCGCCGAGUGGGGUCACCCCUCUGACAACCUGGGUGCCAUCCUCGCUGUCGCUGACUGGGUCAACCGCACCAACAAGGCCGGUGGCAGCCUUGCCGGGGGCAAGAUCUUCACCAUCAAGGAUGUCCUUGAGGCCAUGAUCAAGGCCCACGAGAUCCAGGGCUGCCUCGCCCUCCUCAACUCCUACAACAAGGUCGGCCUCGACCACGUUGUCCUGGUCAAGGUUGCCUCCACCGCCGUUGUCUCCAAGAUGCUCGGCCUCAACGAGAAGCAGAUUGCCGACGCCGUCACUCAGGCUUGGGUCGAUGGCCAGUCGCUCCGUACCUACCGCCACACCCCCAACACCAUGUCCCGCAAGUCCUGGGCUGCCGGUGAUGCCUGCCAGCGCGCCGUCAACCUGGCCCUGAAGGUCAUGAAGGGUGAGGCUGGUGUUCCCACUGUUCUCUCCGCUCCCGUCUGGGGCUUCUACGACGUCCUCUUCAAGGGCAAGAAGUUCGAGUUCCAGCGCCCCUACGGCAGCUACGUCAUGGAGAAUGUCCUCUUCAAGGUCUCGUACCCUGCCGAGUUCCACUCCCAGACCGCCGUUGAGGCCUCUGAGAAGAUCUACCACCAGCUCAAGGCCAUGGGUAAGUCGGCCGCCGACAUCAAGGCCAUCACCUGCCGCACCCACGAGGCCUGCAUCCGCAUCAUCGACAAGCAGUUCAAGCCCAUGGACAACUUUGCCGACCGCGACCACUGCAUCCAGUACAUGUGCUCCGUCAUGCUCGUCUUUGGCCGCCUCGAGGCUACCGACUACACCGACGGCGGCGAGGCCGCCACCUCGGAGCUCGUCGAGUCCCUCCGCAAGAAGAUCAAGUGCGUCGAGGACACCCAGUACACCCAGGACUACCACAACCCUGAGCUCCGCACCAUCUCCAACGCCCUCACCGUCGAGCUCAACGACGGCACCGUCCUGGACGAGGUCGCUGUCGAGGCUCCUCUGGGCCACCGUCUCCGCCGUGACGAGGCCAAGCCCGUCAUCCUCGCCAAGUACAAGCGCCACCUCACCCCUCACCUUCCCGAGGCUCGCGUCAACGAGCUUGUUGAGCUGAGCCAGAAUGCCAAGAAGCUCGAGACCAUGACCGUCGACGAGUACGUUGACCUCUACACUGUUGAGAAGAGCAAGUUCCUGUAA